GCACUUCAGGAUACAUUGCCAAGUGUUGGCCAACACACAACACAGCGGACAGAACAUCCAGACCUUGCACCCCAGCCACUUGCCCUCCACAAGGCCAGCUCGAACGCCGUAACCACAGAGAGUAUCAUGACUGGUUCCUACUCCACACCUCAGACGACACACACUGAACUCACAAGAUCAUCGACGAUGGUCUCCGAGUGCAGUACGACCCAAGCCGUCCAUCCAGGCUAUUGCCCAACACCGCAGCCUGCGAACGAAUAUCGGGCUUCCCCUCAGCAAGCCGAACACCGUCAGUCAGUGUCUUCGGCCUCUUUCGCUAUGCCUCCACCGCCUCCACCGCCAGCACAAUCUGCGGCGAUUCCCCAGCAAGCUGCCACGGCUCCAAUCACGACCAUGGCAUCAGCGACGUCAUAUUAUGCAACGGCCUCUGGUCAGACAUCGCCUCCCGUAGGUGUCACCAACGUCGAGAGUCAAUACACGCCUAUCUACGCAACGCCAGCGCCGGCAGUGCCAGUUUCAAACGCAGCAGCAACACCGCCACAUCCACAGUUUGCGCCAGUUCAAGCAUAUAAUCCCGCUGCUGUUGCGAUACAGCAACCAUACAUUCCCUCGCCAUCGCAGGGGCCCAUGACCCCGCAACAGCAACAGCCGGCGGCCAUGUAUUUUGCUCCGCCCCCCGAGCAAGCUUCCAUCACUACAGGUCCGAAGGGCAAGAGAAUGAGCAUGCUUUCAGCGGCAACUGGGAAGCUGGCAUCGGCCAUCUCCAACGUCAAACAAAACGUAGGACAACCGCAGCAGGAACAACACCACAUUUCCGCCUACAACCCAGCCGACCCAGUACACACGAUGCCGCAGGCCACCCCAAAGCAACAAGGGUAUGCUUACGGGCAGGGUUAUGCUCAGCACAAUGCCAACUUGCAGCAAACCCAAUACAUCAACAACCUGCAAAAACAGCAGCAGCAGCAACAGCAACAGCAAUCAGCACCAUAUGUACCUGCCUUCCAGCCAGUGGCAUCUGCUCCUUUCCCGGCACAGCAAUUGCCUCCCACGCCCAUCUCGCCUCCGUUCUCGCCACCACUUUCUUACAGCCAGAGUCCAAGUCCGCAACACCAGCCUUAUCCAGUCCAGCAGCUCCAGCCGCAGAACACGGGGUAUUUCCCGCCGGUUGCCCCGUCUCCACACCCGCAACAGCACAGCGCCUACCAGAACUCGCCCCCGCCGCCACAGAAUCAGCAGUAUCAGAAUCAGCAAUACCAGCAGCAGUAUCCGCCGCAGAAGAUCCCUGGGGCGUACACCAUUUCUGGAGGAGGGUACUAUCCGCCAGCUGGGGUGGUGGGACAGCCAAUGCCGAUGACGCCGAUGGCGACGCCGUCAGGUCCGUGAGAGAUCAGCUUGUCGGAAAGGAUGAUUUACGGCCAGCACGGUGGGGACGAAUCGAGACAGGAUGAGUAAUAAGACAAGCCGGAAGGGGCCGAGUAAAACUAGGCACAAGCAUAAGCACGAGCACAGGCAGAUGCAAGACGGGCGGACUGUGUCGUACCACGUGGUGUAAAAGUCGUAUCGGGCGCUUACAUAGUAGACGACUACACUAAUCGCAAAUUGGACUGCAUGUGCCAGCUUAACAUUGGACGCAAUGAACGUGCGUGGCAGUCCCUCGAUACAAGACCUGGGCUGAGUAACCCUAUUACAGACAAAUGCAUUCGAUUGGAC
Microdochium trichocladiopsis is the source of this 1710-nucleotide messenger RNA. RefSeq lists its product as uncharacterized. Bases 127 to 1383 code for a protein of 418 amino acids. NCBI's taxonomy places the organism in Eukaryota, Fungi, Ascomycota, Sordariomycetes, Xylariales, Microdochiaceae. The transcript has a single exon. The record is from RefSeq and is a predicted model, not a curated record.